Messenger RNA from Amphibalanus amphitrite, 1687 nucleotides. RefSeq names its product ras-related C3 botulinum toxin substrate 1-like. The record is from RefSeq and is a predicted model, not a curated record. The transcript has 5 exons. NCBI's taxonomy places the organism in Eukaryota, Metazoa, Arthropoda, Thecostraca, Balanomorpha, Balanidae. Gene Ontology annotation, cellular component: cell cortex; cytoplasmic vesicle; cell projection. Gene Ontology annotation, biological process: actin filament organization; small GTPase-mediated signal transduction; motor neuron axon guidance. Gene Ontology annotation, molecular function: GTPase activity; protein kinase binding; GTP binding. The coding region runs from base 135 to 716 and encodes 193 amino acids.
UACGUUUCCGGCGCGGAUGUCAGUGGUUGUGUUUGUCGGCAUUUGCGGUGCAUGUGUUGUUGUUAUGUAUUGCGCUGAUUUUUCAUGAUCAAUUGGUUGUUUAGUUGAAAUUCGACCAAAUCAGCUAGGCCAAAAUGCAAGCUAUCAAAUGUGUAGUAGUUGGAGACGGAGCUGUUGGUAAAACAUGUCUCCUGAUAAGUUAUACAACAAAUGCCUUCCCUGGGGAGUAUAUCCCUACUGUGUUCGACAACUACUCUGCCAAUGUGAUGGUAGACGGCAAGCCCAUCAACCUCGGUCUGUGGGAUACGGCCGGCCAGGAGGACUACGACCGUCUGAGGCCGCUCUCCUACCCGCAGACCGAUGUGUUCUUAAUCUGCUUCUCACUUGUAAACCCGGCCUCGUUUGAGAACGUGCGAGCCAAGUGGUACCCGGAGGUCCGACACCACUGUCCGAACACGCCCAUCAUUCUGGUGGGCACCAAGCUGGACCUGCGUGAGGACAAGGACACCAUUGAGAAGCUGAAGGAGAAGAAGCUGGCGCCCAUCACCUAUCCGCAGGGUCUGGCCAUGGUAAAGGAGAUCAACGCUGUCAAGUACCUCGAGUGCUCGGCGCUCACGCAGAAGGGCCUCAAGACGGUGUUCGACGAGGCCAUUCGAGCGGUGCUGUGCCCGCAGCCGCACCAGAAAAAGAAGAGGAAACAGUGCAGCCUUCUGUGAGCGCUCGCGGCGGACGCAGCCGAGAUGGGCUUUAGCUGACGGACCGUGGAACGGACGGACGGACGGACGGACGGGCGGGUCGACAGACGGACAUACUGACGGACUGACGGACGCGCUGUGCCGACACGACCCGUGCCGUCUGCAAGGCGUCCGGUGCCGCGCCGUCCCCCGUUCGCCCCUCCCUCCCCUGACGCGGCGCCGCGGCGGCCGUUGGCAGAUUUGAUACAUGUUUGUUACGCGCUGGGAAUGUUGUACGGAGACGGAGAGCUGCCCUGCCCCGCCUGACGCCGCUGUGAGAGCUAUGCGCGAGUGGCCGUGAGAGCUUGUUGGCGUGUGUGGCUGAGUAACGCGCUGGUCCGUCGCUGAUGCGUGUGUAGCCGUCUGCCUACCGCCUCGCGCGUUUAACACUCUUGGCGUUUGUUAGAGUACGAGUCGGCGUUCUCCCAGUGACGGCAAGCUGAUGUGGCCGGCGCGGAGCGUACAGCGUCGCCGUUUCCGUGCAGAACUGGCGCGCCAAGCGCACAUGUUGAGCGCGCCGGCGCGGUCGGAGGCGCGGAGCGCCGCGCCACCUGCCGCGGAGGCUCCGCGGGAGCGCUGCCUUCGCCGAGCACUGCGGCUGCCUCUGGCGGCCGGCAGAGACGUUACUAGCACAAACUAGGCGUGAGGGCGCUGGGCUGCCAUAUACGGACUCGGUGGAACGGGGAAGGGGGGGGGGGCGCUGAGCUGAGAGGUGCUGACGCUGCUAAUUCGGCUAACCAUAUUUUUAUCGCGGGCAGGCGCCGACCCGGUUUUGGGCUCGCGCCGCUGAUUUGUUCUCGCGCGUGCGUGGCGUCCCCGGCGGCUGCGCGGUAUACGGACGACCCGCCGAACGUAUUGUGAAGUUUCUAACGCGAGUUCUUCUAUUAGGAUAAUGGAGAGAAUCAUUCACAAUGUGCUAUGUCAAUUUGUACCAAUAAAACCAUAUAAUCGUU